AUGGCUCCCCUCGAUCAAAAUGUUGGCGCCUCGACGCGCUCUCUUCACGCCGAUGACCCGGUGAAUGUGGUCACCGACGUGGCCCCUCCUCUCCACCUUUCCACUACCUUCCGGUAUGCCGACAAUCCAGACGACCUUGUGCCGGCUAAGGAGCUCACGGGGUAUGGCCAAGACAAGACAAAGCAUAUCUACUCCCGAGCGACCGCGCCGAACUAUACGCGGUUUGAAACGAUCCUGUCGUCCUUGCUGAAUGGUGAUGCGAUCAGCUACUCGUCGGGCCUGUCUGCGUUACAUGCAGCUCUUGUUCUGUUGAACCCGCGUCGCAUUGCUAUCGGCAAUGGCUAUCACGGAUGCCACGGAGUGAUUGCGCUGUUCAGCCGGAUCACCGGGCUUGAAAAGCUGGAUUUGAACUGUCCCGCGGAGGAAUUGCUGGCCGGCGAUGUCAUCCUUCUUGAAACCCCGAUCAACCCCGAAGGAACCGCUUUCAACAUCGAAGAAUACGCGAAGAAGGCCCACUCCCGCGGCGCCUACCUUAUCGUCGACAGCACCUUCGCCCCGCCGGGCCUCCAGGAUCCUUUCCUGUGGGGCGCGGACCUCGUGAUGCAUUCCGGAACGAAAUACUUGGGUGGACACAGUGACAUGCUGUGCGGCGUCCUGGCCACGCAGCGCAAGGACUGGGCACGACAGUUGUCCGCGGACCGGGUAUACCUGGGUAGCGUGAUGGGGAAUAUGGAGGGCUGGCUGGGCGUGCGGAGCCUUCGGACCCUCGAGAUUCGCGUGCAGCGGCAGAGCCAGAACGCCACGAAUCUCGUGUCCUGGCUCGACAGCGCGCUGCGGGCGCCAAAUCCCGCAGCCGGCAGUGACGAGGCUGUAACGCAGGCCGCUCUGCAGCAAGUCUUCCACGCCAGCCUGCAGAAAGACGACUUCCCGUGGCUACUCAGGCAGAUGCCCAACGGGUUCGGACCGGUCUUCUCGAUCAUGACCAAGCAAGAGGACUAUGCGCGCAAGCUCCCCAGCACGCUGGCCUUCUUCCAACAUGCCACCAGCCUGGGCGGCGUCGAGUCCCUCAUCGAGUGGCGGACCAUGUCGGAUCCCUCGGUCGAUACGCGUCUGCUGCGCGUCAGCAAAGAAAGAGAGACAAGAAUGUCCACCUUCCAAAUCCACUACUUCUCCACCGCCUCCGCCUACACAGGAAAACCGACCGAACGCCUCCCAGCCCCGCUCCCGCUGUCUCAGCUCUUCGACGUCCUGGAAUCAAAGUAUCCGGGGAUCAAGGAGAAGGUGCUGAGUAGUUGUUCGGUGAGCUUGGGAGAUGAGUAUGUGGAUGUUGAUGUUGACGGGGAUGGACUGGUGAUUCCGACCGGGGGUGAGGUUGCGGUUAUUCCGCCUGUUAGUUCGGGAUGA
This is a messenger RNA of Aspergillus steynii IBT 23096, 1404 nucleotides long. RefSeq names its product cystathionine gamma-synthase. Gene Ontology annotation, cellular component: cytoplasm; cytosol. Gene Ontology annotation, molecular function: carbon-sulfur lyase activity; pyridoxal phosphate binding. Lineage: Eukaryota; Fungi; Ascomycota; Eurotiomycetes; Eurotiales; Aspergillaceae. Gene Ontology annotation, biological process: Mo-molybdopterin cofactor biosynthetic process; transsulfuration. The record is from RefSeq and is a predicted model, not a curated record. The transcript has 3 exons. Bases 1 to 1404 code for a protein of 467 amino acids.